AUGAUUUCUCGCAAAGGAAAAUCUAAAAACAAAUAUGAGGUUUUGAAUCUCUCUUCAUCUUCUUCAUCCUCUUCUCCAUCUUCAUCAUCAUCCAAUGCCUCAACCCAGUCCCAAUCUGUUCAUCGAACUCAAAUUUCGUCUAAGCAUGCCCCAUCAAAUGCUAAAAGAAUUCCCUCUGGACCUUCUAAUAACAAUAACAAUUCCAAUACCAGCAGGAAUGGAAAUUUCCCCUCAAUCCGCCCCAACAAUUACAACAAUUACAACAACAACAACAAUAAUAAUAAUAAUAAUAACAACAAUAAUAGCAGCACCCACAAUCCCUCAUUUCAAUCGAAGUAUAAACAAUCAGCUAAACCUUUUGUUGUGCGUUCAAAUUCUCUUCCCUCUUAUGCUCAUGCAGCAAAGAAUUGGCAAAAUAGAGGAGAAAAUUAUAACCGAACCGGAUCUAAUGUUCCAAUUCGCAGAAGCCAACUUGCAAAUUCCAAUUCUCCUCUUUCAGACUCAAAGCGAAAGCCGUCUUAUCAUCGAAAUGAAAAUAGGUCACCUAAGUCAAAUGAACGAGGAACAAAAGAUAUUCAUACAUUUUCCGACUCUAGUUCUUUGAUUAAGUAUCCAGCAGCUUGUAUUUUUGUUGCAAGUCUUGUCAAUGGUAUCACUCUUGGUGACCAUAAGGAAAUGCUUCAGUCUCUUUUCUUUAAGCUUUGCGGAACUUAUCCAGAAAUCAAGGUUUUGAAAGACAAUAAAAACCGGCCCUAUGCUUUUGUUCAAUUUGAAACUAUUGAAGAAGCCAAAGUUGCACUAAAGAGAGCUCACGGCUACAUUUUGAAUAAACGCCCUUUAAGAUGUGAGCGGGCUCGCGUCAAUAGAACGAUUUUUCUUUCACCCAAGAAUGAUGGCGCCACCGUGGAAACUAACUUGUUUCAGGAAACAAAAAGGGCUGUUGAAGCGUUUGGAAAGAUUGAAGAGCUUAUUGAAGCUAAGUCCACGAAUCUUCCAAAUUCUAGCGAAUUUUUUCCAAAUGAAUGCUUUGCAAAGUAUGCUUUUCGUGCCGAUGCGAUUAAAGCCUUUAAUGAUGAGACAUUCAACUCUAAAUGGAAUGUCACUUGGUCUCAGAAUGUCGACUCUAUGCUUGAUCUUAACAAGCUCGACUCGCGCUCAAUUUCAAUCAAGGGCCUUGGUUCAGAUAUAACUGAAGAAAAGCUUUGGGAGCGUUUUAUUAAUUAUGGCCCUAUUAAAGAUGUUUCUAUUGUCAGACUUUUGAAGCCUGAAUCUGGUGCAGUGGCAUACAUUAAAUUUGAAAAUGAGUUGAGCCCGCGUGAAGCAACUCUCAAAGAGAAUGGAAACAUGUUUGACAAUAAAAAAAUUGAGGUUGAGCAUCGUCUUGUGGUGAUUUCUUUUGAAGGUGACGAUGCUGUGGCUAGACCUGAUCCUCGGGUUCCUUCUGCAGCACCACCCAACCUGACUGGCAAUGGAACUUCUAGUAGCUUCAAGCCUUACUAUAACCCUUAUAAUACCUUUACAAGUGUUGGGGGCUCAAGUCAAGCUGUUUUGUCCAAUGCACCUAAUCCUCGCAGUUUUAGUGCUAAUCAGUUUUACUCACCUAAUUCUGGACAGUAUAGCGGAACUUACAUGCCUCCCUCUGGGUAUGAAGGCUUGUCUUUUUAUCCUCCUAUUCUUGCAACACCUCCUUCGGCAUCUGUGCCUCGUUAUACCCCACAGAUGUAUCCCGGUGUCUCUUAUGGAUAUUAUCCCCACGCUUCUAUUCUUAGCCCACCGCUUAGUUCUCCUCUUCGAACCGAUGUGUCUCCUGGAGCUAAUAGUGCUGGUCCAGGAAGUGGAAGCACCAGCACUAUGUCAAGUGCUUCUGUUGGUGGAACUAAGGAAGGUGUUCCAUACUACUUUGAUGGUGAAUAUGCUCGUUUUCUUGCUCGGCAAGGGUCCAUGGCUAUGAUGAAUCCAGCUAUGAUGUCUGGUUAUCCUCAGGCUGCGUAUAACUAUGCUAUGGUGGCAGCCUUGCAUGCGGCAGCCAACCAACAACAGCAACAGCAACAACAAUCACCGGCCCAGCCUCAACAAAAAUCUUUUCAGCCUCAGUCUAUGGCUUCGGUGGUAAAUUCAACAGGAAAGGUGGCUAGUGAAAGCCAUACUGAGGCUUCUAUUUCUAGCCACAAAUAA
This is a messenger RNA of Magnusiomyces paraingens, 2175 nucleotides long. RefSeq lists its product as uncharacterized. The transcript has 7 exons. The coding region runs from base 1 to 2175 and encodes 724 amino acids. Lineage: Eukaryota; Fungi; Ascomycota; Dipodascomycetes; Dipodascales; Dipodascaceae. Gene Ontology annotation, molecular function: RNA binding. The record is from RefSeq and is a predicted model, not a curated record.